AUGGUAAAAUUGGCAAAUGGUUGCUAUGACGGCAUUGUAGGCGCUCUACAGUCUAAUCAAGCUGAUUUAGGUAUUGGUUAUUUAUCACAUACGCUGGACAGAAGUGUAGUGAUUGAUUUGAGUUACCCACACAUAAUAGAUGUAAUCACAUUCACAUCUCCCACACCAACACUAAUCCAUUUCAUAAGUCUUUUCAAACCUGGGCAUUGGAUUCACACCAUUGAACACUUGGCCACCGCUCAGGAAUCACACUAUUUGCAGACUCUGUCAUCUCCUCUGCAGAGCUAUAUAUCGUUACUUAAGUCUAAAGAAUCGCUUAUCAAAUAUAAUAAAGUCUGGACUGAUACAACAUUGGACUCGGAAGCUCUAUUAUGCAUUCUAAAGAGUCGGUAUAUUAUACGCGAAUCGGACGACAUAUACAACCGAUUAGAUUAA
Medioppia subpectinata is the source of this 435-nucleotide messenger RNA. The record is from the annotation of a GenBank genome assembly. Lineage: Eukaryota; Metazoa; Arthropoda; Arachnida; Sarcoptiformes; Oppiidae.